Messenger RNA from Entelurus aequoreus (snake pipefish), 1691 nucleotides. Its product is annotated as netrin receptor DCC-like. NCBI's taxonomy places the organism in Eukaryota, Metazoa, Chordata, Actinopteri, Syngnathiformes, Syngnathidae. The record is from RefSeq and is a predicted model, not a curated record. Bases 357 to 1691 code for a protein of 444 amino acids. Gene Ontology annotation, biological process: cell-cell adhesion. The transcript has 8 exons.
CAGGAGAGAGAGAAAUAGAGAGAAAGGUGUCGGACUCUCUCUCGCUCCACUCCAUCGUCUGAGCAGAGCUCCGGUAGACAGAGAGGAUUCAAACUCUCCCUCCAUCCCGGUGCCAUGGAUACAGCACCUUCUUAGUUUCUGUAACUUCUUUUCUUUUUCAAACGAGAGGAAAUUCACUGCAUCUCUUUUUCUUUUCUUUUCGGGGACAACAGCCGAACCGCUUUGGGGAAGAAGAGGCUGUUUCCUCUUCAUCCACCCAAUUCAACAUCCUCUGCUUUUUUUAUUUGCCAGUGCCAGUUAAGGAUUUGAAUCGUUUUUGGAGAUUCGUGCUUGCCCUUGCUCACCAGGACUGGAUCAUGGAGACGUCCUUGUUUGAAUGUUAUGGAGAUGUUUGGGAGGUGCUGGUCCUGAAGAGGAGGACAGGAGGAAUCAACCUGCUGCUCUUCUGUCUGCUGGCUGCUCACACCUCAGCGCAUGGGUAUGAGGGCUCCUCGUCAUCAUCUUCCUCAUUAAGUCCUGGACGUUUUGUGGACUUUACAUUCACCCAGGAGCCUCAGGACACUGUGACGGUGCGAGGUGGCGUGCUGCAGCUCGACUGCCGAGCCCACUCAGACAUGGCGACCGGAAGCCCCACCAUCACAUGGCGGAAGGAUGGCGUGCUACUCAGUGCCUUGGUGGAUGAUCGGCGGCAGGAGCUGUCCAAUGGAUCGCUGCUGGUUGAGAAUAUUGUACACUCACGGCACCACCGUCCUGAUGAAGGGGAGUACCAGUGCCUUGCCACACUGGAUGGCCUUGGAAGUAUUGUGAGCCGGAUCGCUAAAGUCACCGUGGCAGGUCCACUAAGGGUAGUCGUCCCCACAGAGUCCGUCUCAUCCUAUCUUGGUGAUACAGCGUUGCUCCGUUGUGAGGUCUUAGGAGAACCGACGCCCGUCAUACGCUGGCAGAAAAAUCGAGACGAUUUGCCGCUGACUUUUGAUCCCACCUCUCGCCUGGCGGUGCUGCCGUCUGGCUGCCUGCAGAUCAGCCGUGUCCAGCCCCCGGACUCAGCCACAUAUCGUUGCUUGGCUGACAACCCCGGUAGCACACGGACCGGGACAGACGUCGAGCUGCGGGUUCUCCCAGAGCCUGGUUUGAACCGAAACUUGCAGUUUCUCCAACGUCCUUUGAGGGUGACCGCUGUGCUGGGAACUGAUACUGUGCUGGAAUGUUCCACUUCUGGAUACCCUACUCCAAGCAUUCUAUGGCGAAAAGGAGAAGAAGUGAUCCAGACUCGGAAUAAGAAGCAUUCUUUGUUGGCGGGAAGCAAUCUCAUCAUCAGGAGUGUGACUGACGAUGACUCCGGCAGUUAUAGCUGUACAGCUACCAACAAGAACCACAACAUCACUGCAAGUGCAGAACUGAGUGUGCUCGUUCCGCCUCAGUUCCUCAACUAUCCAACCAACACAUAUGCCUACGAAUCCACCGACAUCGAGCUGGAGUGCGCAGUGACAGGAAACCCAGCACCGACCAUCCGCUGGUUAAAGAAUGGAGAGGAAGUUAUCCCUAGUGACUACUUCCAAAUAGUGGAUGGCAGUAACCUGCAGAUUUUGGGUUUGGUCAAGUCAGAUGAAGGAUUUUAUCAGUGUGUGGCAGAGAACAUCGCUGGCAGCUCACAGGCGAUGGCUCAACUGUUGCUUCGAGAACCAGUGUGA